UUCGGAAAGGCCGGGGAGAGCGGACCGAGAGAGUCGGGAGACAGACCUGUUGUCGAGCACACUGCAGACGGACGGACGGACGGACGGACAUGGAGGGCUCCACGGAGGAAGAGUACAAGGAGAAAUUAUUAUGGAACGUCAAACGGGAGGUGAAGCAGAUUAUGGAAGAAGCAGUGACUAAGAAAUUUGUCCACGAGGACAGCAGCCACAUCAUUGCUCUGUGCACUGCCAUUGAAGCCUGCCUGGGUCACCUGUUGAAGAGACGGGCAGCCGGGUUUCUCCGCAGCGACAAGAUCGCAGCCCUGUUUACCAAAGUUGGUAAAGUCUACGACACCGCCGGCGAAGUUUGCCGUAAAGUACAAGAGCAGCUCCAGCAGCAGGCUGAUCUCACCAGGAGAACCCAGAGUGUGGGCCAUGAACCUCUGAGGAGACAGGGCUCCUCCACCACCAGCCGCCCCCCUCAGCCCCUCUCUGCCCAGGCCAUCAAACACAUCUGGGUCCGCACGGCCCUCUUUGAGAAAGUUCUGGAUAAGAUAGUUCAGUACAUCGUGGACAACUCCAGUAAAUACUAUGAGAGGGAAGCUCUGAUGCAUGACUCAGUCUUUGGGCCCAUCUUGGCAGCCCUGCUAGUGGGGCCCUGUGCUCUGGAGUACACCAAGCUGAAGACGUCAGAUCAUUUCUGGACAGACCCUUCAGCCAACGAGCUGGUUCAGCGCCACCGUAUCCACGGGGCCCACCGGGGCCAGGAUGUUUCCGCCGGCCGCCGGCCCGCUCUGGGGAUCCGCAAGAGGCAGUCCAGUGGCAGCAUGUCAGAGGACAGGUUUGCUGCAUCAGCGAGGGAAUAUGUGGAGUCUCUUCAUCAAAACUCCAGAACACACCUUCUCUACGGCAAAAACAACGUCCUUGUGCAACCGAAGAAGGACAUGGAGGUGUUGCGGGGUUACUUGUCGCUUCAUCAGGCGGGCGAUAACCUCACUCUGAAGUGGACACCCAAUCAACUCAUCAAUGGCACACUGGGAGACUGUGACCUGGAGAAGAGUAUCUAUUGGGACUAUGCACUGACUGUUCCUCUGCGCCAGAUAGUCUGCAUCCACUGUCACCAACGCCCUGACUGUGGGGGGACGCUGGUUCUGGUCAGUCAGGAUGGGAUCCAGCGGCCGCCCCUGCACUUCCCUCCUGGUGGUCACCUCCUAGCCUUCCUCUCCUGUCUGGAAACAGGCCUGCUACCGCGGGGUCAACUGGAACCCCCCCUCUGGUCCCAGAAAGGCAAGGGAAAAGUGUUCCCUAAGCUGAGGAAGAGGAGCAGUGCAGCCAGGCUUAUUGACCAGGACAGGAGCGAUGAGGAGCAAACGGCUGCUGACUACGUGUUUCGCAUCGUCUACCCCGGAUACCGAUACGAUGCCAUCACUAUAAACUACCACCACACCACGGGCAGCCGCGCUCCAUCGCUGGACGAUGACGAGGAAGAGGAAGAUAGGCUCCAUGCUAUGAUCUCAAUGAUCUGCUCGCGGAACCUCACAGACCCUAAUGUCAUGAAAGACCAUGGGGAGAUGAUGGAGAUGCAGGGUUUCGGAGGCAGCCCGUCGUCGUGGCAACAGGCCGAAGUAACCACUCACGAGUCUCUGUGCCAGUCCUGCUCCACGGCCGGUAGCAACGUGUCAUUCGACUACCCAGCCAGAUGUACCUGCAUACACGACCGUGUUCCUCUUAAGAUGCUCUGCCAGAACAUGAAGAGGCAGAUAGUCUCCAGAGCCUUCUAUGGAUGGCUGGCCUACUGUCGACACCUGUCCACAGUGCGGACUCACCUGUCGGCUCUGGUCAACCACAACAUCGUCCCCCCAGACAGACCCUGUGAGGCGUCCGGAGGGCUCAGCAAAGAGGUGUGGAGCAAGUACCAGAAAGACUGCAAGAACUAUAAGGAGCUGGAGCUUCUCCGGUUGGUCUAUUAUGGUGGAGUGCAGCAUGAAAUCAGGAAAGAGGUGUGGCCUUUCCUGCUGGGACACUACAAGUUCGGCAUGGGCAAAAAGGACAUGAGCCAGAUUGAUGCAAAGAUCAGUGAGCGCUACCAGCAGGUGAUGCGGGAGUGGAAGGCCUGCGAGGUGAUCGUUAAGCAGAGAGAGAAGGAGAUGCAGUCGGCCAUCUUUGCCAAGCUCUCCUCUGGCAGCAGCAUCGACAGCCACGUCCUGCGACUCGUGCACAGAGACUCCACACUCAGCAAUGAGGUGUUCAUGUCCGUGGAUGAGCCAGACGCAAGCAGCCAGGAGACCCCCAGCGGAGAGGACAGCACCCCCACCAUGACCACCGUGGUCCCCCCCGCUGCCCUCCCCCCAGAGGAGCGUCCUCUGGUGGAGUUUGACUCCCCUGACUCGGGUCUCCCCUCCUCCCGAAACUACUCUGUGACCUCUGCUCACUCCCAGAUCCUGUCCAGCAUAGACGACGGUCAGAGCACAGAGGAGGAGGGCGGGGGCACGGAGGAGGGCAGGACUCCGGGGAUGUUGGAGGGACGUCAGGACUCUCUGACUGAGGACAGGCUGUGCAGUCAGCUGGACAAACUGGUGACCAAUGGAGCAGCUGCUGAGGGCAUGUCACCUUCUCUCUCCUCUUACACGAUCGAGCUGUUGGACACGGUCGCCCUCAACCUCCACAGAAUAGACAAAGACGUGCAGCGCUGCGACCGCAACUAUUACUACUUCACUACGGGCAACCUGGAGAAACUACGCAACAUCAUGUGCAGCUAUGUGUGGGAGCAUUUAGAGAUGGGCUACGUUCAGGGCAUGUGUGACCUGCUUGCUCCGCUCAUGGUCAUUCUGGAUGAUGAGUGCCUGGCGUACAGCUGUUUCACUCAGCUAAUGAAGAGGAUGAGUCAGAACUUCCCUAACGGCGGAGCCAUGGACACACACUUUGCCAACAUGAGGUCACUAAUCCAGAUUCUGGACUCGGAGCUGUUUGAGCUGAUGCAGCAGAAUGGAGAUUACACUCACUUCUACUUCUGUUAUCGCUGGUUCCUGCUGGACUUCAAGAGAGAGCUCCUGUACGAGGAUGUGUUCGCGGUGUGGGAGGUGAUCUGGGUGGCUCCCAGGAUUUCCUCGCAGCACUUUGUCCUUUUCCUGGCCUUGGCGCUGGUCACAGUUUACCGUGAGAUCAUCAUGGACAACAACAUGGACUUCACCGACAUUAUUAAGUUCUUUAAUGAGAUGGCUGAGCGUCACGAUGUCCAGCACAUCUUGAAGAUAGCGCGUGAGCUGGUGCACAAAGUCCAGUCUCUGAUGGACAACAAGUGACUGUAGAGGAAGAAGGAGAGGAAGAGGAAUGAGAGGAUGCAAAGGGAGAAAGUGUCCGACCCCGCUGGCAACUCCUCUCCUCCUCUCAUCCCUCAGAGACAGAGAGUUGGCCGACCUCCACCUACCCAGAGAGGGGGUCCAGGUCUCCUCCUCCCCAGACGAAGGCCCUGGGCAGCAGCACGGCUGAGGCGGCCGGCUCUGGAGCUCCGCCCAGAUCUGUUUACAUUCACCUUUACGUGGAAUGCCCAUGGUGUCUGUUCAGACAUGUGGAUUUGUCUGCAUGCUUGUGAGUUUGAUCACACUGUGAACGCAUUCUUGAGUCUCCCUAGUCCUACAGAGUUUGUGUGCGUGCAUGAAAACACACAUACGUACACUCCAUUUUGGCUCUAUCAAUACUCCAGUUUUCUAGAGUCGCACUCUUUUCCUUGACUCUGAAACAGAACUAGAUGCCUGUCAGGAAAGCUGAAGUGGUCUCAGUGGUUGGCAGAUGUUUUCCUCGGUGCAGUGCCAUCAGAGGCCACUAGAGUGCAGGAUUUACACACAACAGAGGAGCAGAAGACUUAGCCACGAAGAAGUUUUCAUUAGUGACCAAAUGGACUGUGCCAACUACAUUUUCAUGAGUGUUUUCUACAACAAGCAUGUGUGUUUUUACCCCCCUGUCCUUUUUUCUUUUUUUUUUCUAGAAAUUCAUUAUAACACAAAUGUUGCCUUUACCAGUAACGGCCCAAGGUACUUAGUUGCACUUUUUGUGAGAGUUCCCGUCAUGGUGCCUGUGAAGGCCGUCCCACAGUCGCUGACGGCCGGAGGCAUCACACGAGGCCAAACUAUUGAGAAACUCAGGAUGAAUUGCAACCAGCUUUUCUGAACACGUCAGCCAGCGUUGAAAGCGUGUUUAACCUCAAUCCAAAGCAGCAGACGAGAAGAGCAGCAGAGCACAACAGUAAAGGCAAAAGCACACAGGCCUAAACAAAACCAUGUCCGAGUGCCAUGAUUGUCAGGGCUGCAGCUCCCGUCAUCGCUAAAAUGUCUGAGAUCUGGAGAUGAGAACGAGGAGUUUAGAUGCUGUAAUUACAUGCAUAUUACACAUGUCCGGAAUUUAAGUCUUGUUGGUAGUUUUUAGAAAAAAUAUAAUAAAAAUGUGACCAUUUUCAGCCAAAAAGGAGUUCAAAUCAUUUGAGUAGUCACUACUACAGUUAUUUAGUGUAUGCAGCAGCAUGACAAACGCUUUACAACAGCAUUCACACCAUAACGUAGCUACAACACAUUUACAAAAAAUAGAGUUUUUAAGUAAAUUUUCUUACUCAGAGUAACUUUUUAAUUGUCUGAGUUGUUUUUAUAUUGAGUCAAUAAUGCACUCAUGAUCUCAGUGUUUCGAUCCACAGCUAGGACCGUGUUUCACCAGGCUCUGAAACAGAAUGACUGCAGGACGCAUUGAAAAUAUAUGUGUCCUGUUAAUCAAGUAUUAUAUGUUUGGACUGAUAGAAAGAAGUAGACAUGAAAGGAUGAAAAGGUGUAAGAAAAUGUAACACCUAGUUAGGAAAAGCCUUGAAGUAUGAAAGGUAAGUAACUGAUUAUUUAUUCAUGUCUAAAGGUGGAUGUUCCUUUAAGAAUAAGGCUGGCCAUAUUUCUGGAUUUUCUACUGUCAAAAAAUAUUAUGAAAAGACUGAAACCGACUUUCCCGCUGAAAUCAGAAAACUUUUAAACCAAGUCUCAUAAAUGUUGGAAUUUUCUAAAACAUUCGGGCAUUAUAGUUUUAGGCAAACUCAUAAACAAUGGUCAAUUGGAUUUUUUGGGGGGGGACUAUUUCCAGUGGCGGAUGAACACUCAAUAGUUCUUGCGGUUCAGUUUGAGAUUUUCUGACUUUUGUACCCUGCAGCUGUUUUACAUGAACCCAAGCUGAUGUUAAUCAAUAGUAUUGGUCAUGUAAAAUCAGUAAUUAUUGUUAAAAUGUUUACUCAUGCAGUCAUAUUUAGCUCUUUAGCUGUUUGGCUCAGUUUGCAUUUCACUGUUACUCUCUUGGGGGUCAGAAGCUUCAACUAUUUGUUCAUUAGAUUUCAAUAAAGGUUAAGAUUUCCUCCAUUAAUUCAUACUUUUAGAUGUCAAUUUAAACUUUUACUUGUUCAUUUUGACAGUUCAUCCAUCAUUUUUACAUACUUCAACCAGCAUCAGUUGUAACUCUAAACAGUUUCAUACUUAUCCAACCAUUUUGACCAUUUAACACCACUUUUCCCAAAACAGUUUCAACGAGUGUAAUUUUCACAAACCAUUUCGACAAGUUUUGGUGUCAACUAUUUGCCCAAUACUUGUCAAUAAACCA
Messenger RNA from Stegastes partitus (bicolor damselfish), 5598 nucleotides. RefSeq names its product small G protein signaling modulator 2 (gene sgsm2). Gene Ontology annotation, biological process: activation of GTPase activity. Bases 90 to 3281 code for a protein of 1063 amino acids. Gene Ontology annotation, molecular function: GTPase activator activity. The record is from RefSeq and is a predicted model, not a curated record. The transcript has 24 exons. Lineage: Eukaryota; Metazoa; Chordata; Actinopteri; Pomacentridae.